CGCAUUCCACCCAUAUAUUUCUUCUCCCCUCCCCUCACCGCCUUUCUCACUAUAUCCUGCUCAAAGAGCGUGAAUUGGAGCGUCUCGCUGACACGACUUUGAAUCCCAACCGCUUUCUCAUCAUGGAGUCUAACGCUCUCGCCGCAGAGCUAACAAAGCUCAAUUCGACAGAUUCUGACCUCCGUCUCAUGGCUUUGAGCGACAUUGGCAAGCAGCUCAGAAAUGUACCUGGCACCUCGAAGACCUUAUCGUCGAGAGAUCAUUUUCUGGCAGACCAAUCUUCCGAGUCCCGUUUGGUCAACAAGGUCACCGAGAUCUUGCAGACAGAUCCAAACUCGGAAGUGAAGAAUAUGGCCGUGUCGGUUAUCGCCGUAUUGAGCAAACGAUGUCGGAGAGCUUUACUUCAUCCUAUCAUACAAUCUCUCACAGAUGGUAUAAAUAGCAAGUCGGAAGAAGAGAGAGAGAUAGCGUGUCUGGCAUUGAAAGCCGUGGUGUCAGAAAUCACCAUAACAGAUCAGAAACAGAUAAUUGAGGUGGAAUUGAUCAAUGAGAAAUGUUUAGCGGGUCUCAAUACGCCAGAGGUCGAAACCCAGACUGCUGCUCAGCUUUGUCAAAUUCUUUCAGAUCUAUACACCCGGACAGCCGACUUUAUUGUCAUCUCAGACAAGAUACAAUCAUCUGCACAGAAAUCACUGAUACCCUUGUUCUACUCCACCACUCCUGCCAUUCGCAAACGUGUCAUUUCCACUUUUGCCGUCCUUGUCUCCAUCAUUCCAAAUCUAUUCGAUGACCAUCUCAAAGGCAUCAUCCUGCAAGGCUUACAAGGUGACAAUGAUGGACCGAGGACAUCGGUAUUCAUCAUCAACGUUUUAGCGAAGACUUCAUUGUCGAGCAAGAUCGGGGUGUUCGUGCAGGAAAGCGAUUCGGCUGUCAUUCGGGCGAUUAUCGAUUUCGCCAAGCUCGCCCCGAAUGUGGAUUCUAUGGAGACAAUCGAGGCAGCUCUUGGCACUCUUGAAACACUAUUACUCCGAUGUCCUACGGAAAUGUCGGGCUUUAUCAUGCCCGUCACCCAACUAGCCUUGGACUUGAUCAAAUAUGACCCCAAUUAUGUGACGAAUGACGAGGAAGAUGAAGAUAUGGAAGACGAACAAGAAGAGGAUGACGAAUACGACGAAGAUCCCUACUCUGAUGACGAAGAUGACUCUUGGAAGCUACGACGCGCCGCAGCUAAAAUCCUUUACGCUUUGAUUGGUACACGUAACGAAUAUCUGACAGAAUUCUUCAAUUCCGCCGCAAUACCCCUAAUUGCUCGCUUCAGUGAGAGAGAAGAGAGCGUCCGUCUCGAAGUGUUGUCCGCUUUUGAGAACCUUCUCAAGCAAAUUGCCAUUGCCAAGUCUGCUGAGGUCGCCUCGGGCGGCAGGAAUAAGAGAAAGAGAAGUCAGGACAUGGAUGAGGACAGUGUGACGGAAGAUAGUAUUAUCACCUCUGUCCGAACCUGCGUUCCCAGCCUGCUCAAGUCGCUACUGAAACAACUAUCCUCCAAGUCGAUAUUGACCAGGGAGAAGAGCUUUAAUCUCCUUCGCCUUGUGACCGAAAUCCUCGAGGGUGAUUUAGAUACGAGCUCUGAUUCCAUCUGCGAUGCCUCGGUUCAAGCCUUGCGAUACACAGAAGGGGCAUCGUCUUCUCUUACCAUCGCCGCCCUCUCUUUCUUCACCGUCUUUUUCAAGUACCAAAUAUCUCGCGUAUACGCCAAACAUCUCCCCGCUCUUGUUCCUUCUAUCGUCCGAUGUAUGAAAUCUAAGCUCCAGCGAGUAAGCUUUAAAGCUUUCGCUACAGCCUCCGCUCUGGCGCAAUCAGCGCGACCCAGGGGCUCGUCGUCACCAUUGCCAAACCCUCUUGCACAGCCCAUUGAACAGCUCUUGGCUGCUACUACAGACGUGCUAGGCGAUGCCACCGUUGAUGGUGAAGUCCGUGAACAAGCUCUGGAAACCCUCGGAACUUUACUAGUACACGAAGGCGACGUUUUAUCUUCUCGCGUGUCAACCUGCUUGCCUCUCAUCGGUGCUCGCCUAGGAAGUGAAGCCACUGCCACCGCCGCCAUUGUCGUCAUUGGCAAAAUAGCCGACUCGACCACAUGCGAAGCACCAGAGUUUGACUCUUGGUUCUUGGAGACCUUGCCUCAUGUCGUAUCCGCCCUUCGACGAUCUCGCAAGACGUCGAGUCGUGCACCCGAGCUCAUCUGUUUACAAAACAUCCUCCUGAGGUUAGGCGACACUCUACCUCCAGCCAAAGCCAUUGAGAUAGUUUCCGAGUUGCGGUCGACCAUCGACACUGCUCCCUCCAUACAGGUCAUCGCGACACUCCUUGAACAGCAACCUGCCUGUCGACCACCAGUAGUCGAAUUGGUCCCAUCAGUAUUACAAGUGGUAAAAUCUUCAAACAUCAACAGCGCCCUCAUCGACGCCCUUCUGCGAUUCUUCGGGGCUUACGUCGACGGCGACGUCGACUGUGCCACAAGACUCGUGCCGGCGUUGGUAGACAACCUCGGUACUGAAGCCUCUCUCCCAAACGGAACGAUUGGUGGUGCUUCCGCUCAGCUCACCACGGCCAAAUGCAUCGGUAUGGUCGUCAAGCAUUCUCAGAGAAAUGCUGCAGGUGUAGUGACCAUGUUUCACAGGAUGAUCAAAUCGGCAAAAGCUACCGAGGCCAGUGUAUAUCUCGCCCUCCUUUGCGUGGGUGAGAUAGGAAGGACAACGGAUCUAUCAGCAAACACGGACUUGUUUGAAUUGACCCUCACGCUGUUCCAGAACCCUAGUGAGGUCAUUCAAUCGGCGGCAGCUUUUGCGGUUGGCAACAUGGCUGUCGGAUCUCCCAGAGUCCUUCUUCCCAUGCUCGUGAGACAUAUUGAAAGCGGGACGACUGAAAAUGUACGGAUCCUUCUCUUGCACGCUCUCAAAGAGGUCGUCCUGCACUCCCCGACGGCACAACUGGAAGUCAUUGCUGAUUCUCUAUGGCGACCACUGUUUGAGAGUCCAAAGUCCGCGAAAAAAGCUGGUGAGAAAGAGGAGUUGGGAGACGAUGGGAUCAGGAAUGUGAAGGCUGCUUGUAUUGGCAAGCUCACAACGGCCGCACCAGCCAGAUUCCUUCCGCAACUUCAGGAGCUUCUCCGAUCCUCACCGGAAAACAGGGCGCUUGUUGCGGCCGCCGUCCGAUAUACGUUCACAGACACCUCUUCGUCGUAUGAUGAGCUUAUCGCGCCGAUCAUUGUCGACUUUUUGUCACUCAUGCAUGAUGAGAAUUUAGUUGUAAGGAGAUUAUCUCUCGCUUCUCUGAAUGCUGCAAUGCAGAAUAAACCCCAUCUCAUAUUUGACAAAUUGGGAGUGUUACAGCCGUUGUUGUAUCAAGAGACGGAGAUAAAGCCGGAGUUGCAGAGAACUAUCAUGAUGGGACCUUUCAAGGUCACCCAAGAUGACGGAUUGGAGAACCGUAAGACUGCGUAUGAGACGAUGUACACUUUGCUCGGUGCAAGCUUCUACAAAGUCGACCUAGGCACAUUCACCGACAGGGUCUUGGCCGCUCUGAAAGAUGUCAACGAAAUUAAAGUUUUAGGACUUAUGUUACUCCUCCGUCUAGGAGAGUGUGCACCUACGACCAUCUUGCCAAGAUUGGACGAUACGGUCGAGUCACUCAAAGGAGUGAUGAAGGAUGUAGAAGUGAAAGACGAUACGGUGAAGCAAGAUCUGGAACGGAAAGAAGAAUUACAAAGAUCAGUCAUACGUACAGCUGUACCAUUGUAUCAGAUGAGUACACCUCAACAAGCUCCGGCUUUUCACGCUUUUGUACAAAGUGUGUUGAAUACAGAUAGGUGGAAGAGUUACAGGGAUAUGUAG
Messenger RNA from Tremella mesenterica DSM 1558, 3890 nucleotides. RefSeq lists its product as uncharacterized. The record is from RefSeq and is a predicted model, not a curated record. NCBI's taxonomy places the organism in Eukaryota, Fungi, Basidiomycota, Tremellomycetes, Tremellales, Tremellaceae. The transcript has 18 exons. The coding region runs from base 123 to 3890 and encodes 1255 amino acids. Gene Ontology annotation, biological process: SCF complex assembly; protein ubiquitination. Gene Ontology annotation, cellular component: nucleus.